This is a messenger RNA of Linum trigynum, 2634 nucleotides long. Lineage: Eukaryota; Viridiplantae; Streptophyta; Magnoliopsida; Malpighiales; Linaceae. The record is from the annotation of a GenBank genome assembly.
CUCAUCGCCUUAACCAAACGCGGUGAAUGCAGAGCUGACGUGGCGUGCUGUGAGGCGUCGGAUCGUGGGAAGAAAACCACGAUCCGCGUCUCACCGCAUCUAACGGCCACGGUGAAAGCACACUGGCGCGGAUCACUGAUGCAAACAAACACGGGGUAUUCACCGUGUUUGUCUAACGCGGUGAAUACCCCGUGCUGUCCACGUCAGCAACUUCACCGUGUCCAACAAAAACGGUGAAGCCUUCACCGUUUUAGUUUAAAACGGUGAAGGCUUCACCGUUUUUGUUUAAGACGGUGAGGUGUUCACCGUUUUUAACAAACGCGGUGAACCCUUCACCGUUUUAGUUUGAAACGGUGAAUACAUCACCGUUUUAGUUUAAAACGGUGAAGUACUCACCGUGUUCGUCAAACGCGGUGAUGACCUUCACCGCUUUUGUCUAACACGGUGAUGCUCAAACAUGUGUACUUUGGGAAUUUUUUUUAUAACUUAUGUAUUUUGGGAAUUUUUUUUAAGAACUAGUGUACUUUGGGAUUUUUUCCGGGGAUUAGGUAUAGCAGCUCACGCUCGUUUGCGCCUUCCCGCUGGACUAGAGCAAGCUUGCCUUUUUUUUCUUUUUUGAUAGAGGGGAUGGGAAAGUGGACCCAAAAAAAGUCUAACUCAAAAUUUCAUAAGAAAAAAAGACGAGUCCAAAGGCAGGGUAAGAAGGGGUUUAGCUAAUGGAGAUAUUAACUCUUCCAGGAACCAGUUGUCACGACAAAAGUCUCGGGUUCGAACCCCGUUUUCCCCGCCCGAUCAUGCCACAAGAAUGGAAGAAGUCCUCCAUUGAAUUGCAUGGGGUGGGAAAGACUGGUUCAGAAAUGAUAAAUAUAAUCUCCGAUACGGUUUCACAAUCUUUGAAUCCAAGCGACAGAUUUGUUAGUAACUCAAGAAUCUGGCGACCUAAUAAUUCAUCGGCUCCAGAGCACAGACUAGCAGUACCAUAUGGUAGAUUCCCCAAAAGCAUAGGGAUCAAACUGGAACUUUUCUAUCAGUUUCGUCUCGUUUCAAAUCGCCGAACGACUGAACACACAAAGCGCAUUUUUGGUUGUCUAUUGAUUUUUUUGUUUUUUCCUCCAUUGCCGUAGUCCGCUCCUUCUGCUGUGUACUAUGUGUGCCAUAUUGCCCUGGAAGUCUGCAUCUUCGUCCCCACCCUUUCUGUCCUUGUGAUCGAGAAUCCAGUCCUCCCUUGUUCUUUCAGUUACUUCCCUUAAGAAUCCAAUACACCUUUGGUUUCUUCUCCCGCAGCCUUUUGUCUUGCUCUACAGGAUCACUAUAUAGUCUCUGGAUGCUCCUUCUUCUUCUACGUACUGAUGAUAUAUCCCUGUUACUGAUUUUUGUCGUUAGAAGUUUCUGAGAGUGAUAUUUUUUCACUUGGGUCUUUCUUCGUUGGUCAGAUCAAUGGACCGUAAGCAAAAAGUUCGAGGAUUUUCCUGUUCGAUUCACCAGAUUGGGAAUCUGGGACUCCGGCUGUUGUGGAGUUUGGUACACCUACUUAUCAGCAUAGGUUACUUUGUAGCUGCAGCUGCUAAAGCUGUUGAAAGUCGUAUAAUCUCCAGCGGGCUGCUAACUCGUUACGAAGAGCUUAACAUCAGCAAGCUUAAGUACCUGGCGGUUGUGAUAGAGAGUGAUGAUGCUGUUCAAACUUCCAAGAUUGUUCAGCUCUUGAGGUGGCUGGAAGCUAUGGGGGUGAAAAGAAUGUGCCUGUACGAUGCACAAGGAGUUCUUAAGAAAUCGAAAGAUUCAAUAGUGAAGAUGUUGGAUAAUGCAGUUCUCUUGGAGGAACUUGGUGAGAAAGAUUUGAUGGAAAAACCGAAAUGUAUGGCUCUUGAAUUUGCUUCGGUGUCUGAUGGAAAGGAAGGGGUGGUCAAAGCUGCGAACUUGCUCUUUGCUGAGUAUAAGGAACUUGGAAACCGUGAUGAGCAGUUUUUUACUGAAGCUAAAAUCGGGGAGGCGUUAAGAGCUGUAGGUUGCAAGGGGCCAGAACCUGACCUACUAUUGGUUUAUGCACCGGUGAGGUGCCAUCUUGGUUUCCCUGCUUGGAGAACUAGAUACACAGAGAUAGUCCAUAUGGGAUCAUUGAAGUCAAUGAGGCUUGGCUCCUUAACAAAAGCAAUUUACAAGUUCACCAGGGUGCGCCAAAACUACGGGAAAUGAGCGACUGAUGCAAAUGGGGAAUGGACAUUUGCAGCAAAAGACCGAGUCAUGGAUGGUCUGGCAUUGCAGCAAACAACUUGGGUUUUCGAUACACGUGUAUUUUUAUUGGUUAACCAGCUCUCAUAAAUCAGGAUUCGGCUGUACCUAUCAUCUUUGUGUUGUAAUUUAGGAAAAGAUGAGAAGCCUCUUUGCACCCCAUGGUGCCAUUAUUUUGCUUCCUAUAUUUGCUGUAAACUCAUGAACAGCUGGAGGAAAAAAGAAAAAAAGACUUGGGAUGCUCUCUUCAUCUAUUGCCCUGCCUUCUCCUUCUCGUGUGCAAUAAUAAGAGAAAUCAGAAAUAUCGAAAACAAAACUUAAUGUAAGGAAUUAACAAUACAUGCAACUAUAAGUUUCUCAUCUACCAUCGUCAAGGGUUCAGGAACAUAAACUGUUUAAAUGGUA